UCCGGCGGCCGCCGAGGGAGGGACGGCCCGGCCGGAGCCGCGUGUGAGCAGCGCCGAGGCUGUGGGUGCCCGCCCGCCCGCCGGCCCCGGCCUGCCCGCCCGGCGCCCCCCGCCCGCAGGAUGUUCAAGAAAUUUGAUGAAAAGGAGAAUGUAUCAAACUGUAUCCAGCUGAAGACUUCAGUUAUUAAAGGUAUAAAGAAUCAACUGAUAGACCAGUUUCCUGUUAUUGAACCAUGGCUAAACCAAAUCAUGCCAAAGAAAGAUCCAGUCAAAAUAGUAAGAUGUCAUGAACAUAUAGAAAUCCUCACUGUGAAUGGGGAAUUGCUGUUCUUCAGGCAAAGAGAAGGCAUUUUUUACCCGACGCUAAGGUUGCUUCAUAAAUACCCAUUUAUUCUCCCGCAUCAGCAGGUUGAUAAAGGUGCCAUUAAAUUUGUCCUGAGUGGAGCUAAUAUAAUGUGCCCUGGCCUGACGUCUCCUGGAGCAAAGCUUUACCCUGCUGCUGUUGACACUGUUGUUGCAAUAAUGGCAGAGGGGAAACAACAUGCAUUAUGUGUGGGAGUAAUGAAGAUGUCAGCUGAGGACAUUGAGAAAGUCAACAAAGGGAUUGGUAUUGAAAAUAUCCACUAUUUAAAUGAUGGCCUUUGGCACAUGAAGACAUACAAGUGAAACAACAGGAACUGUUACUCCAAAGGAAUGCACUUAGAUUAAAUGUGGACUGCUUUGUAAUUCCUUGUUUUUAAUGUGACUGAAUGUACAAAUUAUUUUGUUCUGUGGCUAUGCUAAAUAAAUCAAUUGAAUGCAAAAGUA
Molecule: messenger RNA, 807 nt
Organism: Poecile atricapillus (Black-capped chickadee)
Lineage: Eukaryota; Metazoa; Chordata; Aves; Passeriformes; Paridae
Gene: MCTS1
Product: MCTS1 re-initiation and release factor
Exons: 6
Coding region: 121-666 (181 amino acids)
Biological process (GO): formation of translation preinitiation complex
Molecular function (GO): RNA binding
Source: RefSeq, a predicted model, not a curated record